Messenger RNA from Pochonia chlamydosporia 170, 1023 nucleotides. Its product is annotated as enoyl-CoA hydratase/isomerase family protein. The transcript has a single exon. Bases 1 to 1023 code for a protein of 340 amino acids. The record is from RefSeq and is a predicted model, not a curated record. Lineage: Eukaryota; Fungi; Ascomycota; Sordariomycetes; Hypocreales; Clavicipitaceae. Gene Ontology annotation, molecular function: catalytic activity.
AUGGCAAACGAAGACGAGGGUAAGCUGGUUCUCUACGAGACAUGCGACCAAGGCAUUACGACAAUCACCAUCAACCGUCCCCAUGUUCGCAAUGCGGUAAAUCGCGCCACAGCUCUCAAGCUAGCUGAGGCAUUUCAGGCGUUUGAAAAUGACUCCUCACAAAAGGUGUGCAUAUUCACCGGCGCAGGGGACACCUUUUGCGCCGGGUACGACUUACACGAGGUAGCCGCCUCGUCAAUGGCGACGGCAAGCUCGAAGCGACGACCCGAGCGGGAGCACAAACGCGACCAGGCAAAGAGUCCAAAGAGUACAAAGGCAGAGAAGGCAGAGGAGGCAGAGAGGAAGCCCUUGUCGCCCGCGCAACCCGUAGACAAGGUCAACGGCGCCCUGGGGCCCAUGGGACCGUCCCGAAUGACAUUCACCAAACCCAUCAUUGCGGCCGUUUCCGGAUACGCUGUGGCCGGGGGCCUCGAACUGUCUCUGCUGGCCGACAUUCGCGUCGCAGAGAGCAAUGCCGUCUUUGGCGUCUUCUGCCGUCGCUUUGGCGUCCCACUCAUUGAUGGGGGCACGGUCCGGCUCCAGAGGGUCGUUGGGCUUGGCAGGGCCAUGGACAUGAUUCUCACUGGACGCGCCGUCAAGGCAGACGAGGCUCUGGCAUUCGGCCUGGUGAACAGAGUCGUCGUGGGCAAGGGGGAGGCUGUCAGAGAAGCGAGGAGGCUGGCUGAGAUGCUGCUCGCGUUCCCGCAGAGGUGUAUGAGGGCCGACUUGGUUUCCGCACACCACGCUGCGUACGACGCCAAGAGCCUGGAGGACGCAUUGAGGUUCGAGUUUGAAGGGGGCGAGGGCGUUAUUCAGCACGAGAGCCUUGCCGGAGCCAAGAGGUUUGAUGGCGGUAUCGGCAGAGGCGGCAAGUUUGAUAUUGCUGCUCCUGGUGAUGAUCCGGGGACUCUUGGUCGUCGUGCUGGUGCUGCUCCUGCUGCCGGUAUUGGGGGGCGUGAUGAAACGAAACGGAGCAAAUUGUAA